UGCCAUGGCCGCUUUCUCGUCUCGGAGUGCUUAUAUAGUCUAGGUGACGGCCAUACCUCUCUCUCUUCCCGACGCUGAUGCAAUGGCACAAGGUAGCAGAUUGUCAAACUGCGGGCGAGUAGCCGCGGAGGGGACAUAAACCCAAUAAUCGGUGCCACAGGGCCAACUAUCAGUGCGGCUCCAGAACAGCAAUCUGACACGGGCAUACAUGCGCACUGCAGUUUAUAGUCAAUUCGAGUCUCCUCCGACGGAGCCACACGCAGCAGUGACUACUCCGAACUCAGCCUUCUCCAGGUCCUGUUUCCACCGCAGCCUUUUCCAUCCGAUUUUGGACCAAAACAUUGCCACUGCGUCAGACUCUAACUUCGUCAGGCCCCAUCGCUCGGAUCCCGCGGAAGCCUGGUGUGUCAAGUGAAGGAGCCAGGCCAAACACAUGAAGUAAGACAGGAGGACGCUAGAGGAAGUGGUGACACGUACAGACCAGGGGGGACCAAGGGGGACCAGAGGAGUGGAAGACGACACAGUCACAAAGAGCAAGAGGUGGAGACCCUAGCAGGACAGGGCUGGAACAACAGCAAGGGGCGUCGGUCAUGCUCUAGCACACAGAGAGGAGGCUGAACCUCAGCAGAGAUACACUGCCCCAAAAACCCUGCUCUCUCUCACCACCUCCCUCCCACUGCCCCUGCACUGCGGUGCCAGUGAGGAUGCCCAGGCGGCUAUUGUGACGGGUCGCGACGGUGUGUGUAGGUGGGCAGGCUGAGCUACGAUGCGGCCCUGGGCGGGCUCCUGGCGCUGGGUUACCCUGGUACUGCUGGCGUGGGGCACGCUGCUAUUCUACAUCGGGGGCCACCUGGUGAGGGACAGUGAGCACCCAGAGCGAUCCAGCAGAGAGCUAUCCAAGAUCCUUACCAAGCUGGAACGCCUCAAGCAGCAGAACGAGGACCUACGACACAUGGCUGAGUCCCUCAGGAUACCUGAGGGCCAGGUAGAAGAGGGAGGGGCCCUGGCUGUGGGGAGGCUACGCUCCCUGGAGGACCAGCUGACCAGAGCCAAGCAGAAGAUACACAGCUUCCAGAGACUGACCGGAGAUGGUCCGGGCCCCACCCAGGAGGAGCUGAGGCGGAGGGUAGAGAACGGUGUGAGGGAGCUCUGGUACUUUGUCAGCAGCGAGGUGAAGAAGCUGGGCCAUGUGGACGCUGGGGAAAGGCCCAGACAGGCUGACACCCUGAUACAAGACCUGGGACACCAGCAGAGGUCCAUCAUGACAGACCUGUAUUACCUCAGCAAUGCUGACGGAGUUGGAGACUGGAGGGUGAAGGAGGCCAGGGACCUGUCUAACCUGGUGCAGAACAGGAUCACGUACCUACAGAACCCCCAAGACUGCAGUAAGGCCAGGAAGCUGGUGUGUAACAUCAACAAGGGCUGUGGCUACGGCUGUCAGCUGCACCACGUGGUCUACUGUUUCAUGAUCGCCUAUGGCACACAGCGCACCCUCAUCCUGGAGUCCCACAACUGGCGCUACGCCACGGGCGGCUGGGAGACUGUCUUCCACCCUGUCAGCAACUCCUGUACUGAGCGUACCGGGGUGUCUACAGGGCACUGGUCAGGUGAGACCCAUGACAAGGACAUCCAGGUGGUGGAGUUACCCAUCGUGGACAGCCUUCAGCCCCGCCCCCCCUACCUGCCCUUGUCCAUCCCUGAAGACCUAGCCCAGCGCCUCCACCGGCUCCAUGGUGACCCGUCCGUGUGGUGGGUGUCUCAGUUCGUCAAGUACCUGGUCCAUCCUCAGGCCUGGCUGGAGAAGGAGAUCCUGGAUACCACAGCCAAGCUGGGUUUCAGGCAUCCCAUCAUAGGGGUCCAUGUUCGGAGGACAGAUAAGGUGGGGACGGAAGCAGCAUUCCACCCUAUAGAGGAGUAUAUGGUUCACGUGGAGGAACAGUUCCAGCACAUGGCCCGACGUUUCCACGUGGACAAGAAACGAGUCUACCUGGCAACAGAUGACCCUUCACUACUGCAAGAGGCUAAGACCAAGUACCUAGACUAUGAGUUCAUCAGUGAUAACUCUAUCUCGUGGUCGGCUGGUCUGCACAACCGCUACACUGAGAACUCUCUGAGAGGAGUGAUCCUAGACAUACACUUCCUGUCACAGACUGACUUCCUGGUCUGCACCUUCUCCUCACAGGUGUGCCGCGUGGCCUACGAGAUCAUGCAGACGCUGCACCCGGAUGCCUCCUCCUUCUUUCACUCAUUAGACGACAUCUACUACUUUGGGGGCCAGAACGCCCACAACCAGAUCGCCAUCUACCCCCACCACCCCCGCAGCCCAGAGGACGUACCUCUGGAGCCCGGUGACGUCAUCGGCGUGGCAGGGAACCACUGGGACGGCUACUCAAAAGGGGUCAACCGUAAAAUGGGGCGCACCGGUCUCUACCCAUCCUACAAAGUCAAGGAGAAGAUCGAAACCGUAAAGUACCCCACGUACCCCGAGGCAGACAAGCUGCUCUCAAACUCUCAACGGAAGUGAAGAAGGAAGGGAAGGAUGAAAAUAAAAAGAGAGAGAGACACUCUGAAUCAGUUACACUGCACAUGUUGUGAACAGAGAGAACAGUGGGAAAGGGAGAAAGAGAUGGAGGUGAUUAGACUGCACUGAGAGUGUGUGGGCCUGCCUGUGGGCAUUUACUUGUGUGUGAGUGUGUAUAUCUGGAUGUGAAUCUGUAAAUUGCGGAAUCUUGCACCUGCCACCACCCUGUCCCGGUACACACAGAUGGGUUUUAUAGAGAAAUAGGAAGGAACAUUGAUUUCAAAUGAGCCUGAAAACAAUUAAAGGUCCGUAGCCGACAACACUCACUCUCCAAGGCAGACUGGGAAUGGGACUAUCCAACUGAGACUAUCCAAUCAGGGCAAGCCUUGGAUCGAUUAAAAGAAAUAUUUAACAAGCCUUGGAUCGAUGACUGGAAAACAAUUAUAAACAAGAAAAAGUUACUUGUUUUAAUUUUUAUUAAAUUAUUUUGGUGGUUUAAA
Oncorhynchus kisutch (coho salmon) is the source of this 3021-nucleotide messenger RNA. Its product is annotated as alpha-(1,6)-fucosyltransferase. The coding region runs from base 767 to 2524 and encodes 585 amino acids. Gene Ontology annotation, biological process: protein N-linked glycosylation. NCBI's taxonomy places the organism in Eukaryota, Metazoa, Chordata, Actinopteri, Salmoniformes, Salmonidae. The transcript has 10 exons. Gene Ontology annotation, cellular component: Golgi cisterna membrane. The record is from RefSeq and is a predicted model, not a curated record. Gene Ontology annotation, molecular function: glycoprotein 6-alpha-L-fucosyltransferase activity; protein binding.